AUUUUACAAGUAUUUUAAUUAUAGAUCUGAACCAAUCCGGAUCCAAAAAAAACCGAACCUGGACUGAAAAUUUAGAAUUACCUAUUGGAUUCAGAAAUAUAAGACUUGAAAGAUCCGGAUCCAAAAAGAACCGACCCAAAGACCCGAACGCCUAAACCUACCAAAAAUCAAAGAAUCAAAAUUUAUAAAUAACUUAAUGGAGCUGAAAAUUUUAAUCCCAAACACUCAGAACUCCAAUGGACCGAAACAACCAGAACUGCCACCCCUACUACUUGGUCAUAUAUAAUCUUUGGUUAUAAACUUAUAAUAUAGCUAAGAAAGGAAGGAAAUAUCACAAAUAGGCCCCACGGCCCAAAUCCAACUCGCGUGAGACAUAACCAUCUUCUGUUUUGUCUGCUUGUUUUUCCCUCCCUGUAUAUAAACACAAUAGAGUGUAAUCUCCCUUCAUCAACCUCAAUCUUCUCUUCUUCAAUUCCGUUAAAGCUCCCUCCUUUCCGUCUCCGUUUCUUUUCAUUUUCCCGAGAAACUUCACAUAUAUAAGAUGCCUGCUAUAGCUUGCGUCGAUACUGGUUACGUUUUUUCCGGCGAUAGCUCUCUCCCCACCGCCGCUGACGUGUUUAUCCCGACCUCACCAACUUCCACCUUCUCCGACAUCUCUUCCCGUUGGAAUCCCUCUCUCUCCGCCUCUCUCUACCGCAUCGACUGUUGGGGAGCUCCUUACUUCACCGCCAACUCUUCCGGUAACAUCUCCGUCCGUCCUCAUGGCUCCGACACGCUUCCUCACCAAGACAUCGAUCUUCUCGAUGUCGUUAAGAACGCGACGGAUCCCAAACCCUCCGGUGGUUUGGGGUUGCAGUUCCCUCUCAUCGUACGGUUCCCUGACGUGUUGAAGAACAGGCUCGAGUGUCUUCAGUCUGCGUUUGAUUCCGCGGUUAAGAGCCAGGGGUACGGUUCUCAUUACCAAGGUGUUUAUCCCGUUAAAUGCAACCAGGACCGGUUCAUCGUGGAGGAUAUCGUGAAUUUCGGUUCUUCUUUCCGGUUUGGUUUGGAAGCUGGUUCUAAGCCGGAGAUCCUACUCGCUAUGAGUUGCUUGUGUAAAGGUAACCCUGAUGCCUUUCUUGUCUGCAACGGAUUCAAAGAUAGUGAGUAUGUUUCUUUGGCUCUCCUCGGGAGAAAGCUUGCGUUCAACACUGUGAUUGUUCUCGAGCAAGAACAUGAGCUUGACCUGGUUAUCGACCUUAGUCAGAAGAUGAACGUGAGGCCUGUCAUUGGGUUAAGAGCUAAGCUUAGAACCAAACAAACUAAUCAUUACGGGUCAAAUUCAGGUGAAAAUGGCAAGUUCGGAUUGACUAGUAGUCAGAUUGUUCGUGUCGUGACGAAGCUUAGGGAGUCUGGUAUGCUUGACUGCCUCCAGCUCUUGCAUUUUCACAUUGGCUCAAUGAUUCCAUCGACUUCGUUGCUCUCUGAUGGUGUCUCCGAAGCUGCUCUUAUUUACUGUGAGCUUGUGCGUCUCGGUGCACAUAUGAGAGUUAUUGAUGUUGGUGGUGGUUUGGGGAUUGACUAUGAUGGGUCUAAGUCUGGAGAAGCUGAUCAAUCUGUUACUUAUACACUCGAGGAGUAUGCUGAAGCUGUUGUAUCUUCCAUCAGGUAUGUGUGUGACCGGAGAUCGGUGAAACAUCCGGUGAUAUGCAGUGAAAGUGGAAGAGCAACAGUUUCUCAUCAUUCUGUGCUGAUCUUUGAAGCUGCCUCGUCAGUUAAACCAACGGCUCAUCAACCGAGUGCUGCUGAUGAUAUUCAGUUCCUGCUCGAAGGUGAGGAGGAUCUAUACGCAGCUGUGAUGCGUGGAGACCAAGAAAAGUCUCUACUUUACGUGGAACAGCUAAAACAGAGAUGUGUUGAAGGUUUCAAAGAUGGUAUUUUGAGCAUCGAGCAGUUAGGUUCGAUUGAUGGGUUAUGCGAAUGGGUUUUGAAGGCUAUAGGCGGGUCGGAUGCGGUUCAGACUUACAACAUCAACCUAUCGAUUUUCACUUCGGCUCCUGACCACUGGGGGACGGUGGGACAGCUGUUCCCUAUAGUUCCUAUCCAUAGGCUUGAUCAAAAGCCUGGGGCUCGUGGGAUCUUGUCUGAUUUAACUUGUGACAGUGAUGGGAAGAUCGUUAAGUUCAUAGGCGGCGAGUCUAGCUUGCCGUUGCAUGAGAUAGACAGCUAUGGAGGUGGGGGAAGGUACUUAUUGGGUAUAUUCCUUGGAGGGGCUUAUGAAGAGUCUAUGGGUGGAGUUCAUAAUCUGUUUGGUGGGCCAAGCGUUGUCCGUGUCUCUCAGAGCGAUGGACCACAUAGCUUUGUUGUAACCAGAGCCGUGCCUGGCCAAUCCUCUUCUGAUGUUCUUCGAGCAGUGCAGCAUGAGCCUGAGCUAAUGAUUCAGACACUAAAGCACAGAGCAGAGGAAGUGAUGCAUACCAAAGGAGGUGGCCAAGAAGACGAAGAUGAGAAUGAGUACAAGAAUGUGGCUGCUUGUCUUGACCGUUCGUUCCACAACAUGCCGUAUCUCGCGACCGAGGAGGGCAUCAUUGAGUAACUACUCUCUUUCAGCUGCGAUCAAUAACCUUGGCUUUUACUACUGCAAUGAUGACGGCUUUGAUGUGGUUUGUAUUUGCAGUUCAGUUAUCAUUUUAAGUUUAUUCAAUAAAUUAUCGGAAUAAUGAUACGACGUGAU
Molecule: messenger RNA, 2713 nt
Organism: Raphanus sativus (radish)
Lineage: Eukaryota; Viridiplantae; Streptophyta; Magnoliopsida; Brassicales; Brassicaceae
Product: arginine decarboxylase 2-like
Exons: 2
Coding region: 542-2575 (677 amino acids)
Biological process (GO): spermidine biosynthetic process; L-arginine catabolic process
Molecular function (GO): arginine decarboxylase activity
Source: RefSeq, a predicted model, not a curated record